AUGAAGGGCAGCUCCUGCAGGGACACCAGAAGAGUCGUCCUCACCUCACCUGCAGACAUGGCUCCCUGCUCCGGCCGCCACGCCGCCGUCCUGAAGAAGAGCAACAACAGGCUGAGAAAACCUGCUGUGGAGAAGAAGCGCAGAGAUCGGAUCAACAGCUGCAUCAAGCAGCUCAAAGUCCUCCUGCAGGAGGACGUUCACACGCAGAGACUCAGCUCCAAGCUGGAGAAAGCCGAGAUCCUGGAGAUGACCGUCAGCCUGCUGAGGCAGCAGCUGCAGGACAACGCUGCUCGCUUCCUCCGUGGCACUGCCAGCUCCAAGGCCUGCGCUCCUCCUCCACCCAGUCUCCAGCAUCAGGAGGCCCAGAGAGGCAGCAGCUCCACCCUCAGACCCAAAACCCUGCAGGAGAGCAGCGGAGUGUGGAGGCCUUGGUAG
Molecule: messenger RNA, 435 nt
Organism: Salarias fasciatus (jewelled blenny)
Lineage: Eukaryota; Metazoa; Chordata; Actinopteri; Blenniiformes; Blenniidae
Product: transcription factor HES-5-like
Exons: 2
Coding region: 1-435 (144 amino acids)
Molecular function (GO): protein dimerization activity
Source: RefSeq, a predicted model, not a curated record